AUGGAUGAGCUCGCUAAACUUCUGAGAGGCAUGGCGCCUGGUCAAAUUGAAGAGGCUGUACAACUCCUGCAGCAGUACACAACAACAAACCGAGAAACAGAAAAGGGAGAAGAAACAUCAACAGAGAAUAACAGAAAUGGAAAUAAUAAUGGGAGUAAUGCUAAUAGUGGUAUAAACGCAGUAUCUCCUCAUAAUGAUACGUUGAGUUCUGUCAUUGCACUUGCAUUACGUCAAACGACUAGUGGUAGUGCUGUUAAUACCAAUAAUAAUAAUAAUAGUAGUAAUGAUGAUGAUAAUGAUGAUGAUAGUAGUGUGAAGGAGGAAUAUGAAAAUGAGGAUGAUAUUCCAUUGGCUCUACUAUUACAAUCAAGACAGGCGUUAUCGCGAAAGAAGAGUAACAAAACAACAGCACGAAAGGAGGUUCCUGAAGAUACUAUAAAGAAUGAAUCCAAUGAUCAACAAGAAAACGAACAAAAACAGGGACAAUCAUCAAAUGAAGAAACUCGUACACCCAAUCGUAAAGGAGGAGGAGGAAAGUCCUCUGGAAAGGCAUUAAGUGCCCAACAACAACAAUCUCCAACCAAUGCUGCAUGUGGUCUAGCGAAUUUUGGUUUUCUUAGCGCUGCUAAAAAGCCAACAGUGGCUUCAUGUGAUAAGAAUAAACUUUUUACACCUUUCGUUCAGGACAAGAGAAUUGUACCUGCUGCACUGCAGUUUUGGAAUCACAAGAGUAAUACCGUAAAGAAAGAAGGAGAAGAAGAAAAAGAAAAAGAAGAAAAAGAACAACAACUACCUAUUUAUAUACGUGAAGAAGAUGUAUCGGUGGUAAGGCAGACUAUUGCUGUGGAUGAGGAUACCUCUUCACUCAUGCACUCUCCUGUAUUGGUCACCGCUGAGAAUGAAGAGAAACAGGAAGGAGAAGAAGAAGGGGAACAAGGAAAAGGAGAAAAAGGACAAAAGGGACAAAAGAAACAAAAAGGAUCACAACUGCAGGGUGGACGUGGGCGUUGUUAUACUUCUUUUGGAGAUAUGAUAGAUAGUGUUACCUAUGUUGCCCCAUCAUUGCAUUGUCCGUGUGGAUUUCAUGUUAACACGCCUGCUCCUCGUGCUGGUUUUUGCGAUGAAGUAGUCUUCUGUGGUUUCUACGCUGUUGGUUAUGAUCCUUGCCAAUCACGUCCUCCAUACUUUGGUACACAUAAUAGUCAAGACUCUUAUAAUAAGGAGGAAUUAUUACGACUUGCCCGUUUCCCUGUUGGUACGAAUAUGCCGCAGAUGUCAAAUCUUGAUUAUCAAUAUGAUUCUGGUGAUGAUUGGGAUGUGGUUGAUGGUGAUGAAGAUAUUGGGGCUAGCAGUAGUGAUAGUGAUGAUGAUGAUGGGGCAAGUGGUGAUAGCAAUAGCUGUAAUAGUAACAGCAGUAAUGCAUUUAUGGGCGAUAGUGAAGAUGAUUUUAUUAACGAUAAUGAUGAAGAUGAUGAUAGUGAUGCGGAGUUGCAACGUAAAAUGGUAGAAGCACGACAACGGCGUUUAAAUCGAUUACGACAUAAAGAUAAACUCGUACCAGCAUUCAGUGGACCAUUUGUGGGUAUUGCCAUGUUAGAUCAUCCACUGCGAGAGUAUGAUAGAUUGGAUCGUAUUUCCUCCACACUUGACAGUUCUGCUUUUACAGCACUGUUGGAACAAGAACUGCGUACUAUAGGUGCCAUUGCCUCUACGGCUUCUACUCUUAAUAAUAAUGGUAGUAAUAGUAAUGGUGUUAGUAUUAGUGGUGGUGGUGGUGGAGAUAAGAUGAAUGGUAAUGAUAUUAAUAAUAUUAAUAUUAAUAGUCUUGCGAUGAUGGAAAUGGAUCUGAGUAAUGAGGAACUUAUGCAGCAACAACAGCAGCAACGAUUACUAGCGGCGGCAUUACGUAAUAGACGGGAAAUGCUUCCAGAAGAAUUGGAAGCCUUACAUGCUAUUAUCGCAGCGAAUGGAAAGAUAUCACCCAAAGCGAUUGUGGAAGCACUUCAACAACAACAAUUAUGCGUGGGUGUGGCACGGGCAGAAAUACUUCGAACGAUUUGCCGAUAUUAUGAACGCAAACAUAAUACAAUGGUGCGUCGUGAUGAGCCGUGGUCAGCAACGGAUGAGCGACUCUACGAAAAGCAACAGCGUCGUAAAGCGGCGAGAAUUAACAAGAAUAAUAAUAACAAUAAUAAUGUUAAUAAUAAUAAGAGCGAUAAUGGUGGGCGAGAGAAAAGUGGCGAUUAUCAGGGACAGGAUCCAGUAGUAGCUAGAGCGACAUCAGGUGGAAGAGGAGGAUCGAAUAAUAAUAAUAAUAAUAAUAAUAAUAAUGAGGAGAGUGAAGAGGAAGAUGGUGUGGAGAGCAACGAAGAUAGUGAAGAAAAUCUUUCAUUAGUGGCACUUGCUACUAAGCGAUCGCGCUCUGAGAGUCGAGAAAAUAAUAGCGUGUAG
Molecule: messenger RNA, 2451 nt
Organism: Trypanosoma theileri
Lineage: Eukaryota; Euglenozoa; Kinetoplastea; Trypanosomatida; Trypanosomatidae
Exons: 1
Coding region: 1-2451 (816 amino acids)
Source: RefSeq, a predicted model, not a curated record